AUGGAAGACACCACAAAAUUGAAUACCUCAAAGCUAGGAACCAAGCAAUACUGGGACGAUUUUUACGCCGUAGAGAAAUCAAACUUCGAAGAAAAUCCAGAAGAUACUGGUGAAUGCUGGUUUGACGACAGUAAUGCAGAGGACAAAAUGAUAGAGUUUCUCACAGAUCAUGUGGGUGAGCUCCUCGUUGCCAAAGAUGCUUCCAUGAUUGAUUUGGGGACAGGAAACGGCCACUUAUUGUUUCAGUUGUGCGACGAAGGUUUUGAAGGCAAAAUGGUCGGUGUGGAUUAUUCGGAAAAGUCUGUUGAAUUUGCCCGCGAAAUUUUGAGGGCCAACUACUCAGAUUUGAGUAAUCUCGAGUUUUUGGCAGCCGACAUUUUCGACUCAAAAUGGGAAAGUCCAAAGUAUGAUAUUAUUCUCGAUAAAGGCACUUUGGAUGCCAUUGCCUUGAGUGGUCUAAAAUCAUCUAAUGGAGAAACUAUCGUUGAAGCCUACCCAAAAGUUGUCGACAAAUUGAUGAAGAAAGACAGCGUAUUCCUGAUAACCUCUUGUAAUUUCACCGAAGCAGAGCUAAAAAAGAUGAUAGAAACCGAUUCUUUAGUAGCUUGGGAAACUAUAAAAUAUCCUGGAUUUAAAUUUGGAGGACAUGAAGGUUCUACCAUUUGUAGUGUAGCUUUCGUGAAGAGGUAA
Molecule: messenger RNA, 690 nt
Organism: Lachancea nothofagi CBS 11611
Lineage: Eukaryota; Fungi; Ascomycota; Saccharomycetes; Saccharomycetales; Saccharomycetaceae
Source: the annotation of a GenBank genome assembly